Molecule: messenger RNA, 2877 nt
Organism: Dermacentor andersoni
Lineage: Eukaryota; Metazoa; Arthropoda; Arachnida; Ixodida; Ixodidae
Product: craniofacial development protein 1-like
Cellular component (GO): Swr1 complex
Source: RefSeq, a predicted model, not a curated record
GGAACGAAAACACUGAUAAAAUUCGGCAGUAAGGCCAUCGGGGCCGGGCGUCUUGCCCUUCGCUAACGAAUCGAUGCAUGCAGUUACCUCAUUAAUAUCAGUGUUUUCAUUUGUAUAAUUGUAAUCAUCCUGAUUUAACUGGGGCAGCAACGAUACAAUUUUUUUGGCAGCAUCUGUAUCCAAUGGCUUAUGGUCUCGAAAUAGUUUUUGAUAAUGCUCGAAAAACGCUUUAGUUAUUAGAGUAGGCUCAUUAACAAUGAUUCCACCAUACUCUAUAUCUAGUAUUUGUUUCGACAGCGCGUGUCGGCGUUCAUCACCAAGGGCCCUACUGCAAGGCUGUUCUUCCAUGAAACGCUGCUCCCGCGCACGCACUAGUGCACCCCUGUAUUUUUCUGGGUUCAAAGUUUGUAACUGUGCCUUGACCUUAUAAAUAUCAUCCCCGAUGGGCAAGCCAAUGUAAAUAGUGGGGGGUCUACCACGUGGUCAGUUUUUUUUUUUUUUUUCACGGUGUGUUGUGGAGAGAGAUUUGUUUGCGGUUUUAGUUUAACGUUUUCUGUGGUUAAAUGAAUAUUCCCAACCAAUAUUAAAGACAUCAAAGGCUAUCCUAGGCCUAGUGUUUUUUUUUUCUCAGAUAGGCCGAAAGAAGCGACCGAUCACUGAAAAACCUGCGCUGUGGCGCCAGUUGAGUAAUGCCUGCACUGCCUUCGCAUGCAACAUAGGCCAAUCAAAUAUUGUAUGAAGGCUCGAAGUUCCAUCAGUUAUUGUCUCUUCUUGUUUUUAUGCUUUUGAUGAGCCCUGAUCCAUAGUUUGUUGUACUUCUUUUACGCAUUUUCUCCGUUUACGUGACUGCGGCCUGGUUGUUGUCGCCGUUGUCGCUCCCGAUUGCUAUCCCGGCGAAUUUGUUUCACGCGUUGCUCGUACGACCGGCGUCGUCUGUUUCUUCUUUUAGACGCAGGUCUAGGCAAUCCCCAAUGUCGAAAGCAGUUGACACGUUGCCAAAACGCGCAUCUAAAAGAGAAGGACGUAACACCUUCGGUAACGGUAGCUGCCAUUCCUUUUUUUUCUCUCGACGUUGCGAACAACAUGUCGACAUUGGACCUCAUCGGAAACGCCGAUAACUCGGAAAGCGACGAUGACGACUACGUUCCAUCGACUGAAGAGAGCGACGCAUCCGACUGUGACACGGAGACUGGGAGUGACGUUGAAGAGCGACUUGGCGCGACGACUGGCCGGACGCUGCGGAAGGGCAUCGUAACGCCGCGUCUGAAAGGCAAAGGGGGCAUCCUCUGCGACGGAAAAGAAGGCCCAGCACAGGAAAGUGUUCAUAACGUGGCGAGCGCUAAAGACGACGCGAAGGAACAGGAUGAGGGCCAUCUCGCUGCCAAAAAGGACGAAGCGAAAGCCGACCUUCUCUGGUCCGACUUCUUGCGAGACGUGGACAGCGUACCCAAGAAACGGGCGGCCGUUGCCGAUCCCGGCGAAGCGUCUACUUCCGCCGCCACUUCACAAGUGUACUCUGUUCCCGAGAAAAAGGUUAAGAUUACUCAGCUGCUGGAUUUUGCGGGGGAAGUCGUCGAGGUCGACAAGGAGGAGGCAGCAGGCUCGAAAGAAACGCGCUCGCUCGAAAAACAGGAAGAAGAUGCGAAGGCAACUGUACCUGUCAGCAAGAAGCCGGGCGGAGUCGUAAGUGUCUUAGAUCGACUAAUUAACAAGAAGCGAAAGAUUAGCACGCUGGACGAAUCGAAGCUCGACUGGGAUAGCUUCAAGCAGAGCGAGAGCAUUGCGGAAGACCUGCGGAACCACAACAGAGGCAAGGACGGCUACCUGGAAAGACAAGCGUUUCUGCAGCGCACCGACGAGCGGCAGUUCGAAGUUGAAAAAGGACUGCGGGCCAAGAACAGAUCGACGCACCGCACCUAAGCGGCCGUUGCAGCGGCUCUUUCGCGUUCCUGCCAGUGAAUUCCACUCACAUUGCAAAUAAUUUAGAAGCUUGAGCUGCGUUUGGAGCCACAUUUCGCACGUUGUGCAAUAUGUCGUGAAUAAAAAAGAGGCACCUUUUCAGGAUGGUCUGAAGCGCGAUCACAUUUCAGCAGCUGUGUUUGAAACCGUGUCAAGCGCUUGUUAAUUGGCGUAAUGACUAAAUUUUACGAUGGCCUUGUUUGCAGAGUUAUUGCCAUCGCAUUCCUUGCUGUAUGGAGGUGUCCCACUUGUAGAAAAUAACAAGAGCAUUUCGUGGGAAGACACUCAGAUUACUCUCACAAUUGAUAAGUAUCUUAGAAAUGAAUGUUCUUCAACGCCCUGGGGGCGUCUCGACUUUCCAAGUGUAAUGUGGGCCGAAGUCCGAGCACCUAAUUUGUAUUUGAGCUCUGAUUGCAGAUAUUAUAGCAUAUGAAAGCGUAGGCCAUGGCUUUGCACUGCUGAAUUCGAGCUGGCGGGCUUGAUCCUGGCUGCGGCGGUCAAAUUUCGAUGGGGGCGAAAUGCAGAAAAAAAAAAAAACACUCGUUCAGGUGCACGGUAAGAGUUCUUCACAUCGUUGUUUGGACACGUAAAACCGAACAAUUAAUUUGUUUCGAUCUCAUCAAGGCCAUGAAAUUGAGCCCUCUUUGAAAGAUUACCACCAGAUACGCCAAUUCAGAUCACUUUUCUGUCCAACAAACUACAUGAAAGGCGUACAUUAAUUACCCUUGGCCAGUAAUUUCGUGUUCCAAGCAUGGCCCGUAGCGUACAUCUCGAUGCUCAAAAUCUUGACCUGCCUGGAAAGUUUGUAAACAUUGAAUGGUUAAGAACAUAAUGCUAAAUUGGCUGAUCAGUAAACGAACCCUGCACAUCACUCGCAAGAUUUUAGGCAAAUCCACUUUGGAGCUGCGUUUCAUCUUA